AUGCAUACAACGCUGCCCCCAACAACGCUACCAUCUCCAGCUCCAGCACCAGUACUUUCACCUUUGAAACCUCCAGAUGUUCCGCGGACAGCCAGCACGGUACAGACGGCAAGCUCGACAGAUAGCAUCUCAAACCUUCCGUCAGCUCGCUUCGACGAGGUCAGCAUUAGACCGGAUCCAGUACUCGACGAACAAGCGAUGUCUAUGGAGGUCGAUGGCGAUGUUACAAUUGGGCGCGAAUACGAGGUGCAGCCGUCAUCGCAACAGAGCGAUGUGACGUUGCCAUUCGUCGAGAACUCUCUCGCUUCCCCACAGCCAUCCCCUCCUUCGUCGCCUGCGGUCCUUCUCCAUGAUAGCUCUUUGAUCGGCGACAACUUGCGGCAGUCCGAGGAGCAGCCAGCUAUAAGCCAUGAGGAGCAAGAGGUCCUGCAACCCUCUCCGCCGAUCGACACCGGCAGGCCUCACGACCUCACUCAAGAGAACAAAUCGAUGGAACCGGCGACAGACGCCGCGGAUGGAGGUCGCCACCCUGACCUCGUCCUCUCGCUCUCCUCGACGCCCCCCUUAUCGCCUCUCCGCAUUCCUAAGCGUGGUGCGGCACCACCACGUUUACCAGAUCUUCUCCAGCAUAUACCACAAGCAGAGCCUGUGCAGAGCAGCAGAGAUGCAGUCCCCGACGAUGAGCAGCUCGCAAAGGCUGCUGCUGCUCAGCCGCCCACUCCGCCGCGACGACAGCUCCGCACGAGGAACGCAGCACAGCUGAACCCGUAUACCCUCGAAGCUGCCCGCUACCAGCGAGCUUUGCUCCGCAACGACUGGCAGGACGCCGUCGUCAGCCAAAGGGAAUGGCAUCGCCAGGAACGAAAGAGGCUGGCCGAGGAAGCCGCUCGGGCACAGCGUGACAACACCGGGGCACAAGGAUCAGAAGAGUCGCAGAGUCAGUGGCUGGUGCCGAGCUCAGGUCCGAGCUCUCAGGCGGAUCACGAGGACCUCUCGGCUCCUUCGUCGCCGGCUGCAGCGACUAUGCCAGAAGUCUUUGUGGAAAUACCGUUGCUCGGCGAGACGGACUCGGUCCGGCGGCAUGCAGGCGCUGCGAGGCCAGCAUCGACAUCGCCCACACCAUCGCAAAGCGGCAGACUACCUGAUCUAGCAGAGAUGCUAGCUUCGAGAAACGCAUCAACAAAUCGGCAUCGCGACCGACCUGGUCCGUCAAGACCCGCUACCUACAAGGGCCCGAGAACGACUGCUCAAGUCGAUGCCAACGGCCAGACAGCACCGCCUCAGGCUUCCGAAGAUUCGCAAGUCCAUGAGGAUGACUCAGUGCCGCUUCCGAUAUUGACUCGCCGGAGACCACCUCCGCGCGCACUGUCGCCAUCGGAAUCCGCAGCAACUCCUACUUCAGAUCGGCAAACACCGGCGCUCGGUGAUGCCUUCAUCGUCGACUCUUCGGAGGACGAACGGCCUGCACCUGCUGCGCCGAUCACGAAGGCCAAGCGAAGGAGUCGAUGGUCCGGCGACGGAUCCAGCAGCGAUAGCACCGACUACGAGCGUCGCUUCCGUCAACUCAAGAAAAUGAUGCCGGCAGGCAUGGCUCGCAAGCACAUUCGCGAUCUGAGAGCCAUGAGGCACGGCAAAUCGUAUCACUCCGAUGGGCACCUCUCGUCCUCGUCGUCGGACGCUGCAGCUCGCAAUCGAACAGAGCAGAGGACCACCGCCCGACCGCGAUCACCAAGCGUCAACGCAGACGGAAGCUCAGACGACGAGGAACUACGGCCGGGUCAGACACGAAAGAGGCUCCGGCGUCACGACAGUCUCAACGGCAACAACGCCUUGCUGCUCGAUCCAGACUCCGAUUCAUCUUCCUCUUCGGGGACUUCGCUGUCGUCUGAGGCCUCUGUGUCCUUCGCAUGCGCCAAUCUUAUGAAUUCAAACACAGAUGCGGACCGACACAAAGAGGUGGAGGACAUCGACGAGAGGCCUGCUCAGUGGUGGUCCGUCCAUCGCUUGGACUCGGAGGUUCCUUACCGGGAGAGGGACGCGAUCGACCGCAUGCUAAGCCGGACGGAGGGACGCAAGACGAGCAGUCAUGCCGGUGUUCGGCGAGCAAAAGGCACUCCAUACCAUCGACAAGCCCGAUUGGAUGGCUUCGUGUCAGCACAUCGACAGAAAGAACGAGCGACCCACUCAACACGAUCCCAUUUACAAGAGAUCGAUCAGAAUCAACGGCGACAAGCACGCUUCACAAAAGAGAUGCUCGACAAGGACGGACAGCCUCGCGUAUCCAGCAGAAAGAAGAAGAGAAGGAAGCUGGAUCCGAGAGUCGGUCGCACGACCACCGCUGGCGGCAGAGGGGCUUCGGGCCCACUGCUCAACCCACCCGUCGUACGUCCUCGUGUGAGACCCCGUCUCGACCUUGAACAGCACGAACUUCUCUUUACCGCCAAUCCGGCUCCGAGGCGAUAUGCCGAAACGGGCGCGAACAUCUACGAUGCUCCUGGAGAUGAUGCGCUCUCGGAUGACGAUGGUCAAUGGCAGAUCCUGAGCCGUGUCGUCAGAGACUCGACGCCAGUGAACGUUCUCGAUUCACGCUUAGCUGCGCCUCGAGUUCGUGCAGGCAUAGCGGCACAACCGGGUCCGUCGCUGUUCAUGGCAAAGGACGCGGCACCUUCGCCCGCCCGAGAUGUGCGGGAAUCCCCGUCUGCUUCAGUGUCAUCAGCGGGCCUAGCCAGGUUGCAUGCGGUCAACGGCCACAGUCCAGGCACACCGACACGUGCACACGCGGAUGCUUUUCCACCAAAAGGUCCUUUGCGCACGAUACCAGGUCCGCUUCCAACGCUGCACCCUGGGCCGGCAACCGCCUCGACUGGCAGCGACGCCUGGGACGACUUUGAAGGCAUCAGCCUGGAUUUUGGUAUAGCCCCCUUCGCAGAAGCGAUAUCGCUCAAGGUUGGAGACUCCUCCUUGCUGGCUCGACUCCCUGAUCUGAUGGCUUUGCCGGACCAAUUGCUUCGUCAGGAGCAUGUUCCACGGGCUUGGACGGGGCCAGUCUUGCGCCUCGAAGAAACAGUGCUGGACAUCGACAUGGAUCACGACGAGCUGGCUGCGAAGCUGCCUUUCUACAUGGACAGCCUUCGACUCACGAUCAGCCGCGCGCUUGGUGGGUCCAGCGAUCAUUCGAGCGUCGACGGAGGGCGACGCGCAAGGAAUCUCAUCGCGGACACCAAUGCCUUCCUUGGCUGUUGGCUAGUGCGACAGGCUCAAGGUGCUGGCGACGGACUAUCCGACGCCGCUUCGAUCUUCCGCAGCUAUCGCACCAUCCUCGAGCGGAUCGAGCAGCUGCAGGCUUCCGUGCUCUCGUUGAGCGAGUCAGCUCCUGCCUCAAAAACAUCUCGGGAGGACCGCAAGUCGUUGUGCCUUCAAUUGGCCUGGAUGCGCUUCGAGCUUUGCUGGAGAGCGAUGGCGAUCUGCGACGCAGACGCAAACUAUGCUCUGGAGCCGGAAGCACCGACCGUCGAAAGUCUGCUGACGUACAGCCGAACGCUCAUGUCCCUGCUGCUGCAUCAUGGGCUUCAUCGCUGCGUUCGCAAUGUGCGCAAGGCAGCCACGGCAGGCUACACUGCGGACGCUUCAACUGAGGCUGCAAUGGACGACGAAGAGGAGGAGGCUGCACACGUCUUCGUAGACGAGGCCACAGCCAUGUGGCUCAGCGUCAUUCACCUCCUGGAUUCCUUCGAAAAGAGCCGUGAAGUCAUGGACGGGCGUCUCUUCUGGACCCAGUUCGAGACUGCCUUCCAGCGAUGGGACGACUCCAUGCCGAAGCGUGCGCCUCUGUUGCGAUCCGAAAGUCUCUGGUACUGCCUCUUUGCGCUCGAACUCUUGUCACAGAUCUCCCCGGUUGCACAAACGCAGGCGUCGCCCCUGCUUCGAGAGUGCUGGCCUCUAGUCACGCGAGCGUUGUCUCUGAUCCACUUUCGAUCGGGCGAGAGCAAAGAGCUGGCCAACGGAUGGCACAUGCUGGCAAAACGGGACGCGUACGUGCGACUUGUGCUGCAACGAUGCUGCCUGCUGACCUCGGAAUGGCAAUGGACGAUGGAAGGCGCGGAAGUCACGCUUGCGCGCCUGUUCGACAUCUUCAACAGUCACAAGCUUGCCGAUCUGCCCACCGAGAAGCAGCACGACUUUCCGGCCUUCCUCAGAGACUUUGAUGUCGAUAAGCUGUCCACCGCAGAUGUAGCCGAGGGUGAAGCCACGCGGGAUCCGGGCUUCCAUCUCUUCAUCCGCCUUCUCGGUCGCACGGGUCAAGAACUGCGCGCAUCUGCCGCUGACGCCAAGGAAGGGGAUCGCCGCAUCUCGCGGCUCUUCUCUCGAAUGACGCCGGUCCGUGUGAUGCCGUUCACCCGCACUGAUGUGCCGACCAGCUCGCAACGGUCGGUCCUGUUCAACCACUACAACGUCAUCAUGCUGUUUUUGUACCUGGUGCCAGCAUCUUCACCUCAACGGCUCCGACAGAUCCAGAGCUUCCUGCCGGCCUUCAAAGACGCCGACUUCGUCAGCCAAGUCACUUGCAUUCGCGCGAUGAUGUAUGUCGCGACCAUCUUCCGACAUCACUGCCUGGAUCUCAGUCCGGUGACCAGGUGGUUUGGCGAGACCAUCACGGUGCUGCGUCGUGAAUACGAGGAGCUCGAUUCGACCACGAAGCAGUACGAACGACGGCAGAUGCAGGAAUCGCUUCAAGCUCGAGGUGGUCAGAGUGCAGCAAGGCCAGAUGCGCUUCGUAUGGCAGCUAUCUUCGAGAAUGCUCCAGCUCGACAGGCCGCCUUGCGAAGAAAGGAGGAACUCGCUCGGCUGCUCGUAGUGGCGCUGCGGUCGAUCCAGCACAUUAUCCGACACGGUGACCUCGACGGUGGUAGGGCUCGGCCUGAAGGCUCUGAUCAGAGGCUGCUGCAUUACUCGCUCUUGUCUCCGGCCUGGACGCAGCAGAUGCUCGAGGCGCAGAUGUCGCUUGAGCCGCGCAUCGGCCAGGAAGUGCUCAGAUGCAUUCAGACUUUCUUGCUGGCUCGCAUCAAGAUACUGCAGCCCGCACAGAGCACGACGACGCCUGCGAAUGGGACCGGCAUCAGCAACCAAGGCACUGCCUCUGCAGUCCACGCGAAUCAGCCACAGCCGCCAGGAAACGAAGAGAGUCAAGACAGCUUCGCCGAUCUAUUCGAGGCUGAUGACGAUUUCGACUUCGAGGAUCCUCUACUGGCGCGUCUCUUGGACGAAGGCGAUACGAGCACGGAAGGCGAUGUCAGAAACCCGGACCGUCAGCGGGAAGCAAGCAAAGCGCUCGCUCUAGCUGCGGCUGCCAACGAGAGGACAAAAUGGAACCGCGAGUUUGCCGAUCUGGUCAAGAGCUCCAUCUCGCCUUCGCUUUUCCAGCUGCUGUCCAACAUUUAUCACCCGGACCGACGCGUGGAGGCGGCUGCCACUGGUUCCGUGGUGAUGAGCCUGGGCGUCACUGAGCGAUUGGACGAGAUACCAGUCGAUGGCCACGCUGAUCGCAGCAAUGCGGCGGCUACCUCGCGCACCAAGAUGAACAGAUUGCUCAAGGCCGCCGAAGCUCGACAGUUCCUCGAGCUUGUGGUGGACUGCUGGGCGGGAUGCGCACAGGUUCUGGUGACGAAUGGAUUGCGAGAGUGGAGCUCGUAUCUCGGCUUUGGCAACGAGUCGUGGAAACGCAUCGACGAUCCGAUUGGGAGGCGUGACGUCGGACUCAGGUUCCUGCAGAACGUGCUCAGCUUGGACCCGACAGCGGUGCAGAAGCGCGAGUACGAGGUGGAGUUCCUGGCGGUGUGGAUCCAGACGGCAGUGGCGCGCGUGCUGUCGGUGCAGGAUGUGUACACCAAGUCAUUGAUAGAAGCGGCGAUGGGGUCCAAGAACCAGUCCACGCUGAUGUACGCUCUCGCGACGCAGUGGCGCGCUGUCAUCGUGGAUGCCCAGUCUUCGCCCAGCAUGGCAGCAGACGAUGUCGGCGACACCAACCGCACCUCCAGUCUCGACCUAGACGCCUUCACCACACACCGCCUCGCCCUCCUCAACGCCACUUACACAACGCUCGCCGCCUCUCUCAGCACCAACGCCACUACCAUGGGCACGGCGUACUCGAUCCUCUCCGCACUUCUCUCUUCACUGCGUGCAUACGUCGAGGACACUCCUGUGGCGAGCAGCAAGGGACCCUCGCUAGACUAUCUGCGCUUCUGCAGGACAACGCUGUCCGAUGUGGAGAGCAAGUUGGGCUCUGCGUCGGUGAUGAUUUCGCUCAAGGGGGAGUUCAGCGCGGCGGUGCAACUCGUCACUGCUCGGCUUGCGGUGGUCGAGCGCGGGCUGAAAGGCGUCGAUCAGGAACGACCUCUUUAA
This is a messenger RNA of Kalmanozyma brasiliensis GHG001, 6399 nucleotides long. RefSeq names its product Methyl methanesulfonate-sensitivity protein 22. Bases 1 to 6399 code for a protein of 2132 amino acids. The transcript has a single exon. The record is from RefSeq and is a predicted model, not a curated record. NCBI's taxonomy places the organism in Eukaryota, Fungi, Basidiomycota, Ustilaginomycetes, Ustilaginales. Gene Ontology annotation, cellular component: nucleus; Cul8-RING ubiquitin ligase complex. Gene Ontology annotation, biological process: replication fork processing; double-strand break repair via homologous recombination.